CUAUCUGUGCUGCAGUGGAGCCUGGGGGUGUGCUCUGUCAUCGGCUGCGUGCGGAGCCCAGUCUGCAGGAACAGAAACAGAAAGGAGGACAGCACCAAAGGAGGGUUCACGGGGAGAGGAGAAGCCAUGUACAAGAAAAAGCUGAGAGGCAUGUAUAUAUCUAAGAAGGUGUUAAAGCAUCAUUUUGACCCCCGUAACACUCCACAGAGUGCAUACCUACUAUGCAAACUGCAGUGGGGUGAGACGGGCACGCCUUGGAUACAUUGGGUCAAAAAUGUAUGGGAUUACCAUGCUGAAGUCUACUUCCUGGAGAAGAUCUUUAAGAUGAGAAGAUCCAAUAAUUAUGUCAACUGUUCCAUCAACUGGUACUUGUCCUGGAGCCCCUGUGCCGACUGCUGCUAUGAAAUACUGAAUUUCUUAAAGCAGCACUCAAAUGUGAACAUAAACAUACAUAUAGCACGGCUUUAUUGCAUAGAAGAUGAAGAAAACCGCCAAGGUCUGAAGAACCUUGUGAGCUUGGCAGAAGUAACCAUUGCUGUCAUGAAAAUUGAAGGCAAGGUUUCCUGUGCUUUGUGGGACUGGGAAGGGGUGAACUGGUGA
This is a messenger RNA of Gymnogyps californianus (California condor), 600 nucleotides long. Its product is annotated as C->U-editing enzyme APOBEC-1-like. Bases 127 to 600 code for a protein of 157 amino acids. The transcript is spliced from 3 exons. The record is from RefSeq and is a predicted model, not a curated record. Gene Ontology annotation, biological process: cytidine to uridine editing. Gene Ontology annotation, cellular component: cytoplasm; nucleus. NCBI's taxonomy places the organism in Eukaryota, Metazoa, Chordata, Aves, Accipitriformes, Cathartidae. Gene Ontology annotation, molecular function: zinc ion binding; cytidine deaminase activity; RNA binding.